Messenger RNA from Prosopis cineraria, 2099 nucleotides. RefSeq names its product probable carboxylesterase 11. Bases 344 to 1753 code for a protein of 469 amino acids. The transcript is spliced from 2 exons. Gene Ontology annotation, molecular function: hydrolase activity. The record is from RefSeq and is a predicted model, not a curated record. NCBI's taxonomy places the organism in Eukaryota, Viridiplantae, Streptophyta, Magnoliopsida, Fabales, Fabaceae.
GAGGAAAGAAAAAUCCAGCGUAAAGUUGCAUGUUUGUCCAUCACGCACCAAAGCUUUCCCUGUCUUUCUUUGUCUCUCUCUCUCUCUCUCUCUCUCUCUCUCUAGUCUUUCACCAUAUCACGUUAUUGGAUUGAAGCAUUAGAUUCAAGCAAUUCUGGAAUAUAAAACCCUAAACUCGUGUGAUUUAAUCUAUCCUUAUGCGUAAAGAUCGCUGUUUUAGGUAUGAACUUAUUGUAAUUUGAAUCUGCAUUUCUCCUUUCUGCCAGCACAAUUUGAGAGAGAGAAGGGGGUUCUUAGUGGAACGAGUCCUGGAGGGAGGGAGGGAGGAGGAGGAGGAGGAGAAAUGCCAAGCGUAGCUGUGAAGCUCUAUAGCGUAUUCUUCAAGAUUCUCUUGAAGCACCGUUUGCAGAGUCGGAUUCAAACGCCAUUGGAAGAAGCCAAUCCAUUUGGAAUCACGUCCCGCCCCGAGGAAUCUGCUACUGCGGCUAAUCCUUCCUUCGCCGAUGGUAUUGCCACCAAGGACAUUCAUAUCGACACUUCUACAUCUCUUUCAAUCAGAAUCUUCCUCCCCGAUUCUGCACUUACCCCACCCGAACCCGAUGCUAAAAUUUCUCUCAAGGCUAAGCCUAAACCUAGGAAUAAAAGACUUGAUCUCGAAUCUGGAUCUGCACAGGUCGAUUCGGCGAAUCGCCUUGCAAACGGUUUGCCUGCUCGGCGUUAUAGUUUUGGUCCUUCUGGUACGCCAAGCAGAGAAGAGCCCAGAAGGAAUGGUUAUGGAGGGAGCAAUGACGUAGAAGGGUUGAAUUUAAUGACAACCGGCGCAGUGUAUAGAGGUUACUCGCCCGAGUUAGAUAACCGCCGUAAAUUGCCGGUAAUGUUGCAAUUUCACGGUGGUGGUUGGGUUAGUGGGAGCAACGAUUCUGUUGCCAACGACUUUUUCUGUCGGCGAAUUGCCAAACUUUGCGAUGUGAUUGUUCUUGCUGUUGGUUACAGGCUCGCGCCUGAAAGUCGAUAUCCAGCAGCUUUUGAUGAUGGAUUGAAGGUGCUGAACUGGUUGACAAAACAGGCGAACUUAGCUGAAUGUAGUAAGUCGCUCGGGUUACAGAGGGGAAGUGGGACUGAGUUUAAGAAACCAGAUGCUCACAGGCAUAUUGUUGACUCGUUUGGAGCUUCAGUGGUAGAGCCAUGGUUGGCGGCUCAUGCUGAUCCCUCAAGGUGUGUCCUUCUUGGCGUGAGUUGUGGUGCAAAUAUUGCUGACUAUGUAGCUCGAAAAGCUGUGGAGGCAGGCAGGCUUAUGGACCCCGUCAAGGUGGUGGCACAGGUCUUGAUGUAUCCAUUCUUUGUUGGGAGUGUUCCCACUCAUUCGGAAAUAAAGUUGGCAAACUCUUACUUUUAUGAUAAGGCUAUGUGUAUGCUUGCAUGGAAACUAUUUCUACCCGAGAAAGAUUUUAACCUGGAUCAUCCAGCCGCUAAUCCUCUAGUCCCAGGCCGAGGGCCUCCGUUAAAGCUGAUGCCUCCAACAUUGACUGUGGUGGCAGAACUUGAUUGGAUGAGGGAUCGUGCCAUUGCUUACUCAGAGGAGCUCCGGAAGGUAAAUGUUGACGCUCCUGUUCUGGAGUACAAGGAUGCAGUACAUGAAUUUGCAACGCUUGACAUACUCAUGAAAAGCCCUCAGGCCCAGGUCUGUGCUGAGGACAUCUCCAUUUGGGUCAAGAAAUAUAUUUCUCAUCGAGGUCAUGAAUUCUCGUAUUGAGGUGGAGAUAACAGUUCUAGAGUACGUGGAAAAUAUUUUACUUAUGAAAUUAACUCCAGAUGGCGCAUUCUACCACUAACAGUGAUUGGUGGUGGCGUCGUAUUCCUUCAUUUUUUUUUUCUCUUCUCAUGCUUGAUAAAAGCCAAGUUUGCUCCACUUGUCAGUUCUUUUUGUAAGAUAUAGAGUUGUCUAAAAGUAGGAUUAGUUGAGCCUGGGAGAUGCAUUCAUCUCAUAUCACAACAGCACCGUUGGACGUUCUUGUAAUGUUGAGAUCCUUUUGUUUGCUGCAUGUAUUGCGAUACACUCUCUCUCAUGAAAAGAUACCAAUUGAAUGAACUGCUCUCAA